CGCGCCUUCUGCUCGGCUCGUAAAUAAAGAGGGGCUGCCGGAGCCAUGGAGGGGGUAACAGUCGGCCAGGUAUUUGACGCGGAGUGCAUCCUGAGCAAACGGCCCAGGAAGGGCAAGUUUGAGUAUUUGGUGAAGUGGAGAGGGUGGUCGUCCAAGCACAACAGCUGGGAGCCGGAGGAGAACAUUUUGGACCCCAGACUACUGGCAGCUUUCCACAAGAGAGAACAAGAGCGGGAGCUGCUGUUCCAGAAGAAAGGGAAAAGGCCAAGAGGACGUCCACGGAAAAUCCUGGAACCUGCACCGACUGCCACGAAAGACAGCCGCUCCUCCUCCUCCUCGUCAUCUGGCCUUUCGUCUUCCGCCUCCUCCUCCUCCUCAGAGGAUGAAGACCACGCGAAGAAGGCGAAGCCGGGCCCUCGGGUGCGGGACCUGCACCCGGUGCCGCAGAAGAGGCCCCAGAUCAUGCUCGCCAAGCCCGAGCCCGUCCGGAAGAAGCGCGGGAGGAAGCCGCUGCACCCGGACCUGAGGGCUUUACGGCAGGCGAAGAGCCGGCCGCCGCCGCCGCCUCCGCCGCCGCCGCCGCGCCUCCAGCAGUCACUGCGGCCGCACCGGGAGCCGCCCAGGGAGGAGCCUCGGUCCGGGGUGAAGAAGCCGCUGCAGCCCGCCAGCUUCACCUACACGGGGCUGAGCAGGACGUCCCGGGACGAGGCGGGGUCCGGAUCCCAGAGCUCCACCGGCUCCUUCUCCCAGACGAGCUCCUCCAAACCCGGCGCCCUCAACUGCAUGUGGGCCAGCCGCUCGCUCUCCACCUCCUCUCCUUCCUCCUCCUCCUCCCACAGUAAGGCCAGCCCCUCCCCUCACAGCAAGAGCUCCUCCUCCGACCUCAAGCGCUCCAUCUCAGAGGGCAGCAGAGGAGAGUCGCUCAAAGUGUCUUCCUCGCCUCUCAAACAAGGCGGAGCUUCAGGCUCGCUGAGCCUCCACGGCGCCUCCAAGCUGUCCGGGGGCUUCGGAGGAGGCCAGGCGGCGGGCGGAGCAGUUCAGCGUUCCCCGCUGGGCCAGAGGAGGCAGGACGGCCUCGGUCAGACCGGGGCGGGUCAACACCAGCAGCACAGCUCCGGCGCUUCCAAGCCGACCUCCUCGCCACCGCCCUCGGCCCGAGCCAGCCAGGCGCUGAGCCUCAGAGCGCUCAACCUGCAGAGCGUCAGCAAGCCGCCGCCCGGCAGCGUUCAGGGAAACAGCACAAGCGGCGCCGUGGCAUCGAGGUCCAGCUUGAGGAGCAGCGCGAGCCCUGUCGGGAAAGGAGGAGCGGCGAGCAUGAAGGAGACGCGGAUGUCAGCCAGCGGGCAGCGCUCCGGCCUGGCAGCGAGCAGCGGCGCAGAGCAGGGCAGGUUAAGAGAGGACAGGGGGAAGGAGACGUUCAUACAGACUGAGAGAGACGGCAAGACGGCGGGGAGCAGCUCCGGCCGCGCCAACAGCCGAGCGGAGAAGGCGAGUGUCAGCGGGCGGCAAGACGAGAGGAAACACGGGCUCGGCUCUCAAAGCCGGACCCUGAACGAGCUCAGCACCGGCGACUCCGACGAAAGCAGCAGCAGCGAAUCAGAACGCAACGCCUCCCUGUUUCCCGGCAACAGGCCUAGCCUCGGCGCCGUCUCCGUGGAUCUAGACAUGGACAUGGAGACGGACUGGCGGCCGGCCCGGAGCCUCCUGGAGCACGUGUUUGUCACCGACGUCACGGCCAACUUCAUCACGGUGACGGUGAAGGAGUCGCCCACCAGCGUCGGAUUCUUCAACUCGCGGAAUCACUGAGGACGCCGACGCGCCACACUGCAGCUCAGCUGGACUGACAGUCGAUGGCGGUGACAUCACCGCCUCAGUACGCCCCUCCCCCGUCGGCUCAGGGCUCCUACACACACAGUCUGGAAAUGCACAGAGAAGGACUUUUGUCAUCAACACAUGUUGAAAGUUUGGCAAUUGCACAAAAACCAGGGAAAGUACGAAAUAUGUUGUACUGUCCCUUUAUACACACAACGACAUGCUUUCUGUGGUUUCAGACUGCCAUCUUCUCACGUGUCACACCUGUCGCUGUGAACGAUGAUCUUCACCUGUAGAGCGAUAAGACCAAGCACAUCGCACCGAAUGUGAAACUGAGAUCCGCUCACAGAGGAUCUGCAGAAAGUCUGUUUUCGAGUUGAAUCUGUGUAGGAGCCCUGAGGUUUAGACCCCGUUCACACCUGGAGUUAAAAAGUGAUUUUCAUCUGGACGUUUUAUCUGAAUAAUGAAAAACCCGAUACAACAAAGAGCACAUAUCACACUCGGACUGUGAUCAGAUCUCAGCUGGAGUCUGAAGUUUUGAUCUCAUUAGUGAGGAGGAAACUUCAUGACUGAGUUUUGCCUCGUUCCUCUUGUCGGUGGUGAAAAAGUCACUGCAGAAAUAUUCACAGCAGCUGAAAGUUUCUGUGAACGCUGCUGACACGACGCCUUGUUAUUUCUUUUGCCUCCUGAGAACGUCGACGUCUUCCUCCACCUCAAAAGUGAAGAUUUCUGAUGACCAGGCCUGCUGCUGAUUUCAGUUUUAUACUUUUAACUACUUUAACUAUAAAGUCUUUCACCUCCCUGCGUUGAACAGUAUGGCAGCAUCAUGAAGCUGCUGUCUGUGGCACCGACCUUCAUUGGUGCAUUUUACUUCAAUCCACACUUUGCAAUUUCUACUGAAACUUGCAGGUUUAGCUUGGCCAGUUCCCUCAUCUGCUGAUUUCAUCAGUCACUAAAAAGGAUUUGCCGCCUGUUUUUCUCUCCUGAAGACGGAAAACAACCUGAAAGUGUAUUUUUUUUUUUCCAAGCAGAAUUUAAUUUACUGCCACAAGAGGGAGACAAAUCACAAGAGCCGGAAAGUCUUUUUUUUCUUUUUUAAGUCUGAUGGCUCCUUUUGUCUUCCUUAGUCUGACUGGCAGCCAAAAACAAAACAAAUCAAUGUACUAAUGUUAAUUAAUAAUAAUUAUAUGAGCAGAGGAAAGGAGGGUAUCGUGAUCUUAAUGAAGCUGGAGUCAGACGAUGAUUGGCGUCUUUACGUGGUAAAAAUGGCUAAAGAAAUAUCAUUUGCUCAUCAAAAUUAAAUGCAGUUAUGAGAUCUGAUCACAGUGCGAGCAGAAUUCAAAGAAAAUGCGUCUAAAUCUCAAGCGUGAACGACCUGAAGGGGCUGAAGGGAUCGAUGUGUCGUCACUUUUUAAUCCCAGGUGGAAACGGGGCCCAGAAACACUCGAUGGAUGUAAACGUCGGCCUCUCCAGUGCCUCUUGUUCUUCUCAGAGCUCAGCGGGGACUCCUGAUCAUUGUGUGUGUUGGACCUUUUUAAACGAAAGUACAACGUGUCUGUAGCCGGGGCAGCAUGUAAAAAAACAAAAACAGAAAAAACAACAACAAAAAAAACAAACUAAACAAAGUGAAGUCUGUCUGUGGUCGGUAAACUUAUCACACAUCCACAUAUCCAUCUGAGGUUUUUUAAUCUUUCAGUUCUCUUUGGACCAAAGGUGUCGCGAAUGUGAAUCAUUAUUAUGUUCAUAUUUUAUUGUUUUUUUUUUGUUCGUUUUUUUUUAUCUAAUUUUAUUUGUAUCGACAGUAUUCCUUGCACUAUGUACUGUAAGUCUAUAAGAUGUGUCUGAUUUCUGAAACACUUCAUCAUCGCCAUUUUUACUUUUCCGGUUUUUGUACCGUUUUAAUACGAGCGCCCCCAUGACAGUCACACUUAAGUCGCUUUGGGUUGAAAUAUGUUUUAAUUUAUAUUUGUAAAUAUGUUUUGUUUUUUUUUUUUUUCUUGUGAUAUCUAUCUCUAUCUGGUGCUUAUAUGGCUUACUAGCUUCAGAUACUCGUAGCCUGUGUGCCUCCCUGCCAUUUUGAAGGUAUUUGGAAUAAACCGCCGGUACCUAAUGAGAACAGGUGCUAAACAGU
Molecule: messenger RNA, 3943 nt
Organism: Myripristis murdjan (pinecone soldierfish)
Lineage: Eukaryota; Metazoa; Chordata; Actinopteri; Holocentriformes; Holocentridae
Product: chromobox protein homolog 2-like
Exons: 5
Coding region: 46-1806 (586 amino acids)
Biological process (GO): negative regulation of transcription by RNA polymerase II
Cellular component (GO): PRC1 complex; heterochromatin
Source: RefSeq, a predicted model, not a curated record